Messenger RNA from Morchella sextelata, 1389 nucleotides. RefSeq lists its product as uncharacterized. Gene Ontology annotation, biological process: protein refolding. The record is from RefSeq and is a predicted model, not a curated record. Bases 1 to 1389 code for a protein of 462 amino acids. Lineage: Eukaryota; Fungi; Ascomycota; Pezizomycetes; Pezizales; Morchellaceae. Gene Ontology annotation, molecular function: Hsp70 protein binding. The transcript has 5 exons. Gene Ontology annotation, cellular component: cytoplasm.
AUGUUGAAUUGGCUGGGUGACGUGUGUGUUGUGGGCGGUGGGCGGUGGGCGGUGGGUGAGCAAACCAGCAAAAUGAGCGGCAUCCCCGACACCACCCUCUACGACAUCCUGCACCUUCCCCCGACCGCCACAAAGACCGAGAUCAAAAAGGCCUACCACAAAGCGGCGCUCUCCUCGCACCCCGACAAGGUCCCCGAGCACGAGCGCGAGGACGCCGAGCACAAGUUCAAGGGCGUCUCGCAGGCCUACGAGAUCCUGUACGACGAGGACAAGCGCGCGAGCUACGACCGCUUCGGCAUGGCCGCCUUCACGCCCGGCGGCGGCAACGGCGCGGGCAUGGACGGCGAGGUGGACCUGGAGGACCUCCUGAGCCAGAUGUUUAUGGGCGGCAUGGGCGGCAUGCCGGGGAUGGGCGGCAUGGGGGGCAUGCCCGGGAUGGGCGGCAUGGGGGGGGUGGGCGGAAUGGGUGGAGGGAGGAGGGGAAGGGGGAAGGAUACGGUACAGGAGUAUGAGGUGAGCCUGGAGGAUCUGUACAAGGGCAAGACCGUCAAGAUGAAGAGCACCCGCAAUGUCCUCUGCACGCAAUGCAAAGGCACCGGCGGCAAACCCAACACCAAGCCCAAAAAAUGCACCACCUGCGCCGGCAAAGGCCACACCGAAACGCUCCGCCAAAUCGGCCGCGGCCUCGUCACGCAAGAAACCACACCCUGCGCCGCCUGCUCCUCGACGGGCCAAACCUACCGCGACCGCGACCGCUGCCGCCGCUGCAAGGGCGCCUGCGUGGUCGAAGAAAAGAAGGUCCUCGAACUCUACAUCCCGCGCGGCAGCAAGCACGGCGACAAGAUCGUGCUCGAGGGCGAGGCCGACGAGGCGCCGGACCAGGAGACGGGCAACAUCGUGUUCGUCCUCGACGAGAAGGAGCACGGCGUGUUCGACCGCAGCGGGUCGGACCUGAGCGCGCGGAUGGGCGUGACGCUGGCGGAGGCGCUGACGGGCUUCGAGAAGGUUGUGCUGAAGCACCUGGAUGGGAGGGGCGUGUUGGUGAAGCAUCCGAGGGGGAAGGUGUUGAGGCCGGGGCAGGUGCUGAGGGUGAAGGGGGAGGGGAUGCCGAGGAAGAAGAGUGAUGAGAGGGGCGAUCUGUAUUUGGUCGUGGAUAUCGAGUUUCCCAAGGAUGGGUGGAGCCCCGAGGUCGAGAAGAUUAGGGAGCUGUUGCCGAAGUCGGAGAAGGAGAAGGAGGAGAUUAAGGCGGAGCAGGUCGAUGAGGUCGACUAUGAGGAGGCUGAUAUGGAUGAAUACGGCGCAGAAGAAGGCGGCCAGGGCGGCGUCUGGGAGGACGACGACGAAGACGACGAGGAUGGCGACGGGCAUCCGCAGUGCGCGCAGGCGUAG